GAAGCCACAAGAUUUGUGUUUCACUGUUCGCUGAAAAUUCAUUUCGUGUGUUACAAAGUUGCUGCACAACUUCCAUCAAUCUGUCAAGAAGAAAAUGGUUAGAGCUGAAUAUAUGACACUUCUCCUUUACAUGACUGUGAUCUAUGGUGUGGAUCCAGGAAGUUCAAAAACAUCACCUGGAACAACUACAUCAAAGCCCGGCAUAUCCAGUACACAGGAUAACAAUUCUAAGAAUAGUACCUCCCCUAAAGAUUCUUCAGGAAAUCAGAUAGGAGGUGAUGGUAAAUCUAACCAAAAAGCAGAAUGCACCUUAGUCCCACCCCCCACAGACUUAGUAUCUCUUCAUAAAAUGAGGGAACGAUGUCCAGAUAUUAUUACUUUAGAAACCUUCAUCAGACUGGAGGCAAAAAUCAUACAGAGCAUCAUCAAUACGAUCUGCACUAAUGAAACCCGGGUCUCCAAAUUUCUGGUCUUGACCUAGCUGUGGUUAAGACCAACUUAAACACAACAGAAAUCCAUAUCAAUGCUUCAGAGGUAAGAAUCCGCAUUAUACAGUUUUGAGACCAGUACACUGAAAAGGGAAUUUUGCUACCUUUCCCGCUCACUUAAUUUAAACUUAAAUUUAGGUUAAUUCAACACAAUUACUAUAAAUAAUGGACACAACGUGUCCAUUAUUUUUCUUGUACUUAUGUUAUCCAUUUAAGUUGGGCCUACAUGAAUGAAUUGUAAGAACUGGGCAGAGGAUUUCCAGUUCCCAGCAUGCUUUGAGUGAGAAUGCAUUUUCAGAAUAAUUAUAUGUGUUUUAUCAUUAAAGAGAAAAACUGGUAAGUGUUUAAUGUUUGUUAUAUUUUUGAGUUUCAGGGUUACCAUUGUUCUGAAGUGCCAUUUGCUUAGGCUGUGGGAGUUUAUAUUAUUAAACUUGAAAUUCUCAAUUAAAAUAAACGUAAAUUUUGAAAUAGAUAAAUGAAAAUGUUACAUAAUAUUGACUGAAAAUAUUUGAGUUCCGAACUUGAAAUCAAAAUUUGAAAUGUCUACAUAUCAAAAUCAUGUUUGUUCAAAGAACAUAAAUUGGGCAACUUGAACAUUAAAUUAUGUGGAACCGAUGUACAGAUCCAACAGAUUUAUUUUCAGUGUAGACAAUCAAAAUGUCAACUUUUUAUAAGUUUGUAGUAUUCCGGUCACUAAUUUAAUGUAAUUUGAUGUGAUAUCAUGUUGAUCUUCUUUCAUUUAAGCUGUUUAAUGAUAUGGAAGCAGCACAGAUAUGGAUCCCAGUGGAGAUUUUCCAAAACGUUUUAGGGGGAGAGCACAAAGUUGGUGUAGUUUCUUACAAAUCCAGCGAGCAAUUUACAUUUGAACUGGAAAAUGCAAUUAUUGUAUCUAAAGUCACACGGAUUGAAGUUCCUGGACAUGACAUUGUGAAUUUGAAGAAUCUACUUAAAAUAUAUUUCCCAGUCAAAAUGGCAACUAGAAACAGCAGCUAUUAUUCAUGUCAGUUCUUUGAUGAAAAAGAAUUCAUCUGGAAAGAUGACGGCUGUUCCACCAGAAACAUCAGAGAUUAUGUUGUGGAGUGCUCAUGUAACCACAUGACUGCAUUUGCCGUGCUUCUGGUUGAGUUGCAAAACACAGAUGAAGAGCACUGGACAAUCAUGUCAUACAUCAGCUACAUAGGCUGCGGUCUAUCUGCUGUAUUUUCUGGUUGCUCCAUAUUGACCUUUAUUAUCAACAGUAAAGGCAGGAAAGAAGUGUCCAGGAGCAUCCAUGUGUCUCUGAGUGCCGCUCUGUUCCUGCUCAACAUCACCUUUAUGCUCAGCGAAUGGGCUGCAACAUUGAAUCUAAAUGGACUGUGUGUGUUUGUUGCUGUGGUGAUACAAUACAGUCUGUUGUGUUGUUUCACCUGGAUGGCCAUUGAAGCUUUGCACCUCUACAUUCUUCUGGUCAGAGUGUUUAACAUUUACAUCAAGCACUACAUGGCCAAGCUCUCUCUGAUUGGAUGGGGAGUCCCAGCUAUUAUAAUUGGAGGUCUACUUAUGGUUAACAGGAACCCUUUGUAUGGUACUACAAAAAUCACAUUAUCAGAUGCCAGUAAAACAAAGGAAAUUUGCUGGACAACAGGGGAUUCGAUCCCAUAUGCGGUGAACAUUUCCUACUUUGCCAUCAUAUUCCUGUUCAACACCGGAAUCCUGAUCACAGUUUCCGUAAAGAUCUUUAUGCUUCAAAAAGUUGACAACAAGAGAAAAACUGUGAAUGUCUGCAAGUAUGUCAGCACAGUUCUGGGCUUAAUGUGUCUGUUGGGUAUCACAUGGGGUUUGGUGUUUUUCACGUCUGGAUAUACAAACAACCCCAUUCUCUACCUGUUCUGCAUCUUGAACUCCAUGCAAGGGUUUUACAUCUUUCUGUGGAUGUGUCUGACAGCAAGGCCUAAAAGACAGCAAGCAGAUCAAAAAUCUACAUUCACUGUGGACACCACUGACAAUUAUAAGCAGAGGUCGCUGGACUCUUAAAAAAUAAGGAGAAAAAGCCCGAUUUAAAAUACUGUUGCAAUGAGUGAAUUUAAACUUUGACGCACUGUUAUAUCUAUUUAUAUAAAUUCAGUUUUGUUGAUAUUUAUAAUGUUGACUUCGGGUUGUUUUGAUGAGCCUACUAACAAUAUAAUUAGCAGUUCUAAAAAUAAAGUAUGUUAUUAUAUGA
Molecule: messenger RNA, 2688 nt
Organism: Triplophysa dalaica
Lineage: Eukaryota; Metazoa; Chordata; Actinopteri; Cypriniformes; Nemacheilidae
Product: adhesion G-protein coupled receptor G2-like
Exons: 12
Coding region: 1245-2501 (418 amino acids)
Biological process (GO): adenylate cyclase-activating G protein-coupled receptor signaling pathway; cell surface receptor signaling pathway
Cellular component (GO): membrane
Molecular function (GO): G protein-coupled receptor activity
Source: RefSeq, a predicted model, not a curated record